Equus quagga is the source of this 1361-nucleotide messenger RNA. It is a transcript of the gene NCF4, whose product is annotated as neutrophil cytosolic factor 4. The transcript is spliced from 10 exons. Gene Ontology annotation, molecular function: protein binding; superoxide-generating NADPH oxidase activator activity; phosphatidylinositol binding. The record is from RefSeq and is a predicted model, not a curated record. Gene Ontology annotation, cellular component: NADPH oxidase complex. Gene Ontology annotation, biological process: respiratory burst; phagocytosis; superoxide anion generation. Bases 162 to 1181 code for a protein of 339 amino acids. Lineage: Eukaryota; Metazoa; Chordata; Mammalia; Perissodactyla; Equidae.
UUGAAAGGAGCAGGGUGCGGCUUGCCCAAAGGCCGCUCUCUGGAGUCCUGGGACCGCAGCCACGAGACCCGGGGUGGCUGGAGGGAAGUGAGGGGUGGACUCAGCCCAGCCCUGGCUGGGUGAGACCCUUUGACACCCACUCUCCUGGACCACUGACAGCCAUGGCCGUGGCCCAGCAGCUGCGGGCUGAGAGCGACUUUGAACAGCUUCCUGACGACAUCGCCAUCUCAGCCAACAUUGCCGACAUCGAGGAGAAGAGGGGCUUCACCAGCCACUUUGUUUUCGUCAUUGAGGUGAAGACGAAAGGAGGGUCCAAGUACCUCAUCUACCGCCGCUACCGCCAGUUCCACGCCCUGCAGAGCAAGCUGGAGGAGCGGUUCGGGCCAGAGAACAAGAGCAACGCCUUCACCUGCAGCCUGCCCACGCUCCCAGCCAAAGUCUAUGUGGGUGUGAAAAAGGAGAUUGCCGAGUCGCGGAUACCGGCCCUCAACGCCUACAUGAAGGGCCUCCUCAGCCUGCCCGUGUGGCUGCUCAUGGACGAGGACGUGCGCAUCUUCUUCUACCAGUCGUCCUACGACGCCGAGCAGGUGCCCCACGCGCUCCGCCGCCUCCGCCCGCACACCCGGAAAGUCAAGAAUGAGUGCCCACAAGGUGCCGGCUUUGACCGCAUGGCUGCUCCACGAGCAGAGGCACUGUUUGAUUUCACUGGGAACAGCAAACUGGAGCUGAAUUUCAAAGCUGGAGACGUGAUCUUUCUCCUCAGUCGGAUCAAUAAAGACUGGCUGGAGGGCACUGUCCGGGGAGCCACGGGCAUCUUCCCACUGUCCUUCGUGAAAAUCCUCAAGGACUUCCCGGAGGAAGACGACCCCACCAACUGGCUGCGCUGCUACUACUACGAGGACACCAUCAGCACCAUCAAAGACAUCGCGGUGGAGGAAGACCUCAGCAGCACCCCACUGUUCAAGGACCUGCUGGAGCUCAUGAGGCGGGAGUUCCAGAGGGAAGACAUCGCCCUAAAUUACCGGGAUGCUGACGGGGACCUGGUUCGGCUGCUGUCGGAUGAGGACGUGGCGCUCAUGGUGAGGCAGGCCCGAGGUCUCCCCACCCAGAAGCGCCUCUUCCCCUGGAAGCUGCACGUCACCCAGCAGGACAACUACGGGGUCUAUAACACAGUCCCCUGAGCCGACGGCAUCCCUGGGCAGUGAGGGGACACCUGGCAGCGCCCUUAGAGGAGACUGGGACCAGGAAAGGCUGGGAGCGCGGGGAAAACAUCCUCGUUCCAACUCGGUGGACUUGCUGGGCUUGGCUCUGUUGGUCUCUACACUUGGUCUCUGAGUUAAAUAAACCAUUUCGUCUCAAAA